Molecule: messenger RNA, 1589 nt
Organism: Trichogramma pretiosum
Lineage: Eukaryota; Metazoa; Arthropoda; Insecta; Hymenoptera; Trichogrammatidae
Exons: 3
Coding region: 81-716 (211 amino acids)
Source: RefSeq, a predicted model, not a curated record
ACAGUUUUUCUAUAAAUAUAGCGAGUACAGUAACAGCACAGCUAUAUACUCGACAGUCUUUUUUAGUGUUAAUUAGUUUGAUGAAAUUCCGAGAGUCAAUGAUGGAAUCCAGCGAUAUACUCGAUUGCAAUGUCAGAGUGAAAGAGGAACCAAUCCAUACAUCGAUCAUUGAAAACGAUCGCGAGACGAUUGAUGAGAAACCCGAUCUGAAAAACUUUCAAUUCUUGCCAUUUCAGCGAGAAAAUUCAGACCAUAUCGUACGAAAAUGUGACGUGAAUCGUGAGAAUAAACUGGAUGACCAAGUGGAAAUAAUUGUUGAGUGCGAAGACGUUAAACCCAACAUUAAUUUAUCAACAGUUAAAAAAAUUGACGAUGAUUCACAAAAUCACUCAAGGAAUAUAAAAAAUAGCGAUGGUUCUGGAACUCAGAAUAACAUUAAAAUAGAAACUACGGGGGAAGUGAAACAAGAAUUUUUAGGCGACGCCGCUGAAGAUGUAGAUUUAAAUUUCGACUGUGCACUUUUCGAACAAAAUAAAAAAAGAAGAAUUACAAAAAAGUUGAACGAUGAACUUAACCUCAAAACAAACAUCAGUAAGGUGCAUAAUGAUAAAGCCCACGCAUGUAAAAUAUGCGAAAAGAAAUUCUCUUGGAAGAGUGGUUUACUUCGACAUCAUCAAUCAUCGCAUCAAAGUAUCACCUACCAAUGUGAUUUUUGACGAAAGACAUACAGAAAGAAGAUCAAUCUCAGAGCUCACAUCGAUUUCGUGCAUUAUGGCAAUUACACUUUGCACGAGUGUGAUAUUUGCAGAAAGACGUAUAAAUUCAAGAGUCAUCUGAAUAGACAUGUUAAAUCAGUUCAUCAAGGUAUUACCCAUUCGUGUGACGUAUGCGGCAAGAAAUUUUCGCUGAAUUUUAAUCUCCAGACGCAUAUCGAUGCAGUGCACAAUGAUAAGAUCUAUGCAUGUGAAAUAUGCGGAAAAAAAUACUCCAGUAAGCGUAAUCUUAAAGAUCACAUCGAUACGGCGCACAAUGGUGUAAUCCAUUCGUGUGACAUAUGUGGAAAGAAAUUAUCAAACAAGAGCAAUCUCAAAAAACACAUUGACACGUUGCACAAUGGUGGAAUCCAUUCGUGUGACAUGUGUGGAAAGAAAUUAUCAAACAAGAGCAAUCUCAAAGAACACAUUGACACGUUGCACAAUGGUGGAAUCCAUUCGUGUGACAUAUGUGGAAAGAAAUUAUCAAACAAGAGUAAUCUGAAAACACAUAUUGACACCUUGCAUGGCGGUGUCAAACACGCGUGUGAUAUAUGCGGAAAUGAAUACGCAAGCAAGAAUAGGUUAAGUAGACAUGUUCUAUCAGCGCAUCAAAGUACCACCUUCCCAUGUGAUUUUUGCGGCAAGAAAUUCUCAAUUUACAGUUAUCUCAAAGUACACGUCGAUGCGGUGCACAAUGGUAUUAGGCAUGCAUGUAAUAUUUGUGGAAAGACAUAUUCACAAAAGAUUCAUCUCAAGAUCCACAAAGAUUCGGUGCACAAUGGAUUCAAACAUACAUGCGACAAAUGCGGAAAAUCAUUUGCAAAAAAAGUUUAU